Molecule: messenger RNA, 234 nt
Organism: Fusarium falciforme
Lineage: Eukaryota; Fungi; Ascomycota; Sordariomycetes; Hypocreales; Nectriaceae
Exons: 4
Coding region: 1-234 (77 amino acids)
Biological process (GO): mitochondrial respiratory chain complex IV assembly
Cellular component (GO): mitochondrial intermembrane space
Source: RefSeq, a predicted model, not a curated record
AUGACCAAGGAAGAGAGCCAGGCGCAGCAAAAGGCGGAGGAGGAAGACGACGAUGAACCCGAUGAGUGGGACAAGCGGAUCUUUAGCACCGGAUGCGCAGAAGAAAACACCAAGAUGACGGAUUGCUACUUCGAAAAGAAGGAUUGGCGCGCAUGCGCUUCAGAGAUGGAGGAAUUCAAACGGUGCUGGAAAGCUCACGACAACGACAAGCGCACCGAUAUGAAGGAUGCUUAA